Messenger RNA from Fragaria vesca subsp. vesca, 1836 nucleotides. RefSeq names its product pentatricopeptide repeat-containing protein At4g21065-like. Gene Ontology annotation, molecular function: protein binding; RNA binding; zinc ion binding. The transcript has a single exon. NCBI's taxonomy places the organism in Eukaryota, Viridiplantae, Streptophyta, Magnoliopsida, Rosales, Rosaceae. Bases 1 to 1836 code for a protein of 611 amino acids. The record is from RefSeq and is a predicted model, not a curated record. Gene Ontology annotation, biological process: RNA modification.
AUGCUCCCAAAGCAGAUUCACUCAUCUUUGGCGCACACAGUCACAGCAGAUCUAACUCAAAACCCCAAAACAACAAGCUUCCCUUCACAGACUCCACUCCCCUUCAUCCUCCAAAAAUGCAUUGCCCUCCUCCAAAGCUGUGCCUCCUCCAAUUCCAAACUCAAACAAAUCCACGCCUUCUCUAUACGACAUGGCGUCCCUCUCUCCAACCCGGACAUGGGCAAGCACCUCAUCUUCACCUCAGUCUCACUCUCAUCCCCAAUGUCCUAUGCCCACCAUAUAUUCUCCCAAAUCAAACACCCCAAUGUUUUCACAUGGAACACCAUGAUUAGAGGCUACGCCGAGAGCCAAAACCCGAUGCCUGUAAUCCAACUCUACCGCCAAAUGCGUGUGAGUUGUAUCGAACCCGAUACGCAUACAUACCCUUUUCUAUUGAAGGCUGUGGCUAAGUUGUUGGAUGUGAGAGAGGGUGAGAAGGUACAUUGCAUUGCUCUGAGAAAUGGGCUCGAGUCGUUGGUGUUUGUUAAGAACGCUUUACUUCACCUGUAUGCGGUUUGCGGGCAGGUGGAGAGUGCACACAAGGUGUUUGAGUCAAUGUCUGAGAGAGACCUUGUGGCUUGGAACUCUGUGAUUAAUGGGUUUUCGUUGAAUGGAAGGCCGAAUGAGGCUUUGACUAUUUUUAGGGAGAUGAGUUUGGAGGGUGUUGUGCCGGAUGGGUUUACUAUGGUUAGCUUGUUGGGUGCUUGCGCCGAGCUUGGUGCUUUGGCUUUGGGUGGGAGGAUUCAUGUGUAUAUGGUGAAGUUGGGUUUGACAAGGAAUGCGCAUGCUAGUAAUGCGCUGCUGGAUGUUUAUGCGAAAUGUGGAAGCAUUAGGGAAGCGCAGAAGGUGUUUGGAGAAAUGGAGGAGAGGAGUGUGGUUUCUUGGACUGCUUUGGUUGUUGGCUGGGCUGUUAAUGGGUUUGGUAAGGAAGCGUUAGAGCUUUUCAAGGAGUUUAAAGCAGAGGGAUUGGUGCCUACUGAGAUAACGUUUGUUGGGGUUUUGUACGCGUUUAGUCAUUGUGGGAUGGUUGAUGAAGGGUUUGAGUACUUUAGAAUGAUGAAAGAGGAGUAUGGGAUUGUGCCCAGAAUAGAACAUUAUGGAUGUAUGGUUGAUUUGUUAGCUAGAGCCGGCAAAGUGAAAGAAGCGUAUGAAUACAUUAAGGACAUGCCUGUUCAGCCCAAUGCUGUUAUUUGGAGGACCUUGCUAGGAGCAUGCACGAUACAUGGUCAUUCGGCUCUUGGGGAGAUUGCUAGAGGCCACAUCCUGCGGUUAGAGCCUAGACAUAGUGGGGAUUAUGUGCUGAUCUCCAAUCUCUAUGCAUCUGAGCGUCGAUGGUCGGAUGUACAAAAGGUGAGGAGGACAAUGCUCAGUGAAGGUGUGAAGAAAACUCCGGGCUAUAGUAUUGUUGAGUUGAGGAACAGAGCUUUCGAGUUUACUAUGGGUGAUAGAUCUCAUCCACUAAGUGAUGAGAUAUAUGCAAAGCUGGCAGAGAUCACAAAAGUGCUGAAACGGGAAGGUUAUGUACCACAUACAGAGAAUGUUCUCGCAGACAUAGAGGAGGAAGAAAAAGAAAAUGCAUUGUCUUAUCACAGUGAAAAAAUCGCAAUUGCAUUCAUGCUCCUAAUUACCGCACCACAGACACCAAUUAGGGUUUGGAAGAAUUUGAGAGUUUGUGCAGAUUGUCAUCUUGCUUUUAAGCUCAUCUCAAGGGUUUAUGAUCGGGUGAUUGUUGUGAGGGAUCGUAGUCGAUUUCACCAUUUUAGAGAUGGUUCUUGUUCUUGUAGUGAUUACUGGUAA